This is a messenger RNA of Anisakis simplex (herring worm), 1365 nucleotides long. Lineage: Eukaryota; Metazoa; Nematoda; Chromadorea; Rhabditida; Anisakidae. The record is from the annotation of a GenBank genome assembly.
AUGACGGCGAGCUUUACUGAACACAGAGUGCUUCAGAUUGAGUGGGCUGUACAGAGAAUCAAAUACUUAUCUGGAGCAACGAAUACAGGUGCUGCGUUGAAGUUUGCUCUUGAAGAAGGUUUCAAGGACGCUCGAGGAGGUGACAUUCCAAAGGUGGUUGUUGUCGUCACCGAUGGUCAGUCACAAGAUCCAGUAUCAGAGAUAUCGCAACAGCUUCGUGAUGCUCACAUAUUGGUUUACGCAAUCGGUGUGACGAAUCUCGUCAAUAUAGCAGGCAAUCCUCAAAGGGUUCUAACGGUCGAAACUUUUGAAGAACUUGAAAAAUCGAUUGCUGAUUCACUGACAUGGGAUAUGUGCAAAACAGAAUUUCGGCCGGGAACACCAGAUAUAAUAUGUGGAUCGGAUCACAUUGGUGUGAGAGCAUCAACAAAAAAACCAUUCGAUGGCUACGUUUUUGUGAUGGACCAUUUUCAUCGUGAGGAAUGUCGGGCUGGACCUGAAAUGUUCCCUGAUCCGAGAAGUAUUGGCAUUACAGUCUCGUUCAAUGACUGUAACGUUCAUCGAUAUAGAUCGUUGGAUCCUCGAGGUAUUUUCGUUGAGAUGACUGUCGUUUUCAUGUUUCAUACGACAUUCAUGACCAAAGUGGACCAAACGGUUAAGGUACAGUGCUUUUAUAUGGAAGCUGAUAAAACUGUUUCAGUACCUCUGGAAGUCAGCAUGAUAACGACGCAGUUUCGUGAGAGGAUGUACGAGAUGCCGAAGUGUGAGUACACAUUGAGGCGUGGGUCAGCAGAUGGUCCAAUCGCUGAAUUUGCGUCAAUCGGUGAGAGUAUCUAUCAUCAUUGGGAAUGUGUCGAUUCAGCGGAUACGUUCGGAAUGUUGAUUCAUUCAUGUUAUGUGGAUAAUGGAUAUGGAGAUCGCGUUGAUAUUCUCGAUAAAAAUGGAUGUGGCAUGGAUGCCGUAUUGUUGUCAACUCCUGAUUAUGAUAACACUCUACGAAUCGCAACGAAACCUUAUCAUGUAUUCAAGUACGCUGACAGACCAGUUCUACAGUUUCAGUGCCAGGUAACAUUGUGUAUCAAGUAUGAUGGAGGAUGCGAGGAACUGACACCGCCGAAAUGUCCAGAAACAUUAGCGAGUCAUCACCAUCAUGAUCACGAACGUCUCAGGCGAAAUGCUCUGCGAACAGAUCGUCUAAUCGAAAGCGGUUCUACGUUGGAUGUUUUCACGAAACCAUUAAAUGUUUUCGACAGUUCACCAUCGUUUUGUUCGAAUGAUAUUGGUUACGACAGCUUUCCAUACAUGCAACGAUCUUUAGCUGUUUGUAAGAUAAGUCGUUCAGUUGAGUGCGAGAAAUUUUUUUGA